Messenger RNA from Cryptomeria japonica (Japanese cedar), 3909 nucleotides. RefSeq names its product disease resistance protein Roq1. The transcript has 5 exons. NCBI's taxonomy places the organism in Eukaryota, Viridiplantae, Streptophyta, Pinopsida, Cupressales, Cupressaceae. Gene Ontology annotation, molecular function: ADP binding. The record is from RefSeq and is a predicted model, not a curated record. Gene Ontology annotation, biological process: defense response; signal transduction. The coding region runs from base 201 to 3830 and encodes 1209 amino acids.
AGAAAGAAUCCUUUUCUUUUUCUUUCUUUUUUUUCUUUAAAUCAUGGAAAGCACAGUCCCCCUGCGCAUUGUUAGCCGUUGAAGCACUGAAUUCCUUGUUUUCAACAUAUACGCUCCCUCUCCAUCUAUUCUUUGCUUAUACUUUCCAUUCUUGAUUUACUUGAUUUUUCAUCAGUCAUCAAAGCAUCAGUUUUCUGUUAAUGGCUUCCACUUCAGCAUUUGGUCAAGGAGAACAAAAACGCAAUCCAUUUUUGGCACUUGAACCUCCCAACGAAAAGAUAAAAUCCUCAGUUACUCCAAAACGGUAUGAUGUAUUCAUCAACCAUCGAGGCCCAGACGUCAAAACAACUCUGGCUCGACAGCUCUACGAUUCUCUACAGCAAGCUGGGAUCCAAGGUUAUCUAGAUGAUCCAGAGACUGAACUAGGAGAUUAUUUUCCUUCUGCCAUAAAGAAUGCCAUAUCCUCUGCCACAGUGCACAUAGCCAUCUUAUCGCCACGAUAUGCAGAGUCUGCUUGGUGCUUAGCUGAGUUGGUUUUAAUGUUUCAAACCAGGGCUAGAAUCAUUCCCCUGUUUUACCAUGUUCAGCCUUCAGACUUCCGCUACAUCAAAAAUGGAGUUGCAGAUGCAUUUUCCAAACAUGAAGAGAAGGGCAGAUAUCCUCGUCAUGACAUUCAACAGUGGAAAGAAUGCCUGCAGAACGUUUCAGGGAUCAAGGGCUACGAACUCAAUGGGCAGAAUGACGAUCCGAACAAGCUGUGUGAUGACGUUGUGUACGCUGUGAUUAAGGAGAAGCAAAAGAGAAAAAAUCCUUUUCAAGUUGCAAAAUAUGAGGUGGGACUUGAUGAGAUUGUGAAAGAUUUCCACAGCCAUUGUCAAAGAAAUGGGCAGAUGAGAGAUAAAAUAAUUGGCAUCUUUGGAAUGGGAGGGUCUGGCAAGACCACUCUCGCCAAAUAUUUGUUCAAUCACAAACAUUCAAAAUUUAGUGGAUCAACUAUUCUGUUUGAUGUGCGGGAAAAUGAUGUCAAAGAUGAACUGACUUCAUUGCAAGGUAAACUUCUCCAUGAUUUGUUCCAUGAAAAUCAUCAUAAAUUUCUAAGCAUAGAAGAUGGAAUCGCUGCUAUCAAGGAUAACCUUGAAAAGAGUCCAGAAUCAAAGUUCCUUGUAGUUAUAGAUGAUGUUGAUCAUCAGAAGCAGUUAGAUGCCCUGUUAUCCAUAGAUUCUCUCAAUCAGAACAGUUUGAUUAUUGUCACAACUCGUGACGAGAGGCUUCUUAUACAAGCUGGAGUUAGAGUCCGUUAUAAGAUGAAAGCAAUGAAUGCAGAGCAUAGCAGAGAGCUCUUCUGCUGGCAUGCGUUUCAUAGACAAUCUUGUAAAAGCGGAUUUGAGAAUAUGGUGGACAGCUUUGUCCAAGAGUGCAGAGGUUUACCUCUUGCUCUUCAAGUUAUGGGCGGGCAUGUUUUUGGUAGUGACAAGGCUUAUUGGAGCAUACAAUUAGAUGUUGUUAAGGAGGCAAAACUACACAGAGACAUAAAACACACGCUUAAAAUAAGCUAUGAUGCUCUAGAAGAGGAUGAAAAGCAGAUCUUUAUGGAUAUAGCGUGCUUUUUCAUAGGAAAAAAGGUAAGCCAGGCCAUCAGUAUAUGGAAGGCUUCGGGCUGGAGAGCCGAAUAUGGACUUCAGACCCUCAAAGACAAGUGCCUUGUUGAAGAGCAAUUUUGUCUUGAUUUGGGAAAUACCUAUCAAAAAUAUGCAUUUGAGCCAGCAUUUGUAUUGGUAAUGCAUGACCACCUCCAAGACUUGGGAAGAGAAAUGGCAGAUAAUGAAAUGACUCAUCCUCGUCGGCUGUGGCGUCCUGAAGAUCUUGUUGGAAUCCAGAACAUCAAGGGAUUGCAAAACAUCCUAACGGAGCCCGUAGCAAUAAGUUUCAGAUGUUCCAGUCAUAUUGAGGAAUCUGGUCUUUAUAUGGCAUAUUUUCUAGAGAGUUCAAAGACAUCAACUAAUUUACAAUGGAUUCAACUUCACUCUUAUCAUGGAUAUCAUCCGUUUAUUCCUGAAUGGAUUCCUCUACAAAAUUUGCACACCUUAAGUCUUGAAGGAGUAUCACCUGCGGGAUUGUCGCAAAGGGAAGACCAGGUUCCACUCAAGUUUAAAGAGCUAUAUUGCAGCUUCCAGGAGACGUGUUUUUCAGACUCCAAUCACGAUAUGUUUGUGAACGAUUUAAAUGAGCUGGUGAGUUCGCUUGGAAGGUUCAAGCAUGUGAAAAGUCUGCGCUUAGAAUUUGGAUCUAAAUUCUUAGAGUGGAAUAUUGAAUGGAACUCCUUGCUAAAAUCUGUAAGGGAACUUACCAAUCUGAAAACUUUAGAGUUGACAUCCUUUAAGAUAGAAGGGGAAAUUGUUUUAAGCAACAGGGGAGAGACAACUGAUGAUCGGUUCCAUAUGAGAAGCCUUGAAGCCAUAGCUCUGUGUGGUGCAUUGGAAACAACAAAGGUCUCAAUUAGUGGACAGUUCUGUCCCACCCUUAAGUCUCUUAAGCUUUAUUCUAUGAAAGAUCUAAUUGAAGUGAAUCUAACAGGGGUAACCACACUGGAAUGUCUGGUGUUGUUGAAAUGUAGAAGGUUGAGAAAAGUAUUGGGUAAUGAUCUGUCAAAACUUGAAAUGUUCCGCAUAAAAUUAUGCUGGAAUAUGAGAGAGUUGCCAAAUUUUGGGUGUUUCAGUUGUCUCAAGAGGAUCUACAUUAGCCGCUGUCGGAAUCUGCAGGAUAUAUCAGCUAUUGAAACAUUGAAGGGAUUGAAGAGGAUCUGGAUUUCUUAUUGUCCAGAGCUAAAGAGUGUAAAAGCUAUUGAAAACUUGAAGGGAUUGAAGAGAAUCUGGAUUCAGGAAUGUACACAGCUGCGGGGUGUAAUUUGUUGGAAAGAAUUGAGGAGGUUGAAGAGAAUCUUCAUUGGGGAUUGUCCAAGUCUGCAGAACAUAAAAGGCAUUGAAUUUUUGAUAUGCCUGGAGAGCAUUAUCAUUGCUAAUUGUCUCAAACUGCAGAAUAUAAAGGGCAUUGAAAAAUUGAAAGGACUGAAGGAGAUGAUUAUUGCAGAUAGUCCUAUUAUGAGUUGCGUUAACAGGUUGCAGAGAUUGCCGUGGGAGCUUACAAUCCUAGUGGGGAGAUCGAAGAUGCCUAAUUUAAUCGAAGAUGAGGAAGGCGUCAGAUUCAGAUCACCCAUGUCAUAUUUUAGCACAGAUAAAAUUGGCAACGCAUUGUCUAUGGCGGAUGCUUUUUGUGAAACAGAUUGGGAGGGAAAUAGUAAGGAACAAGUAGAGGAGAUGAUCCAUUCCUUUCAUAAAACCCAACAUUCUCUCACCACCUUCAUCUUUUUCGCUUUGCUUUAUGGGUCUCCUCACACAAGGAGCGAUAUUUGUAAUGGGAGCAAUAUUAUCCUUGAUUCGUAUUUUUGCCUAAGACAUCUAUCUCUCUGUUUUGAAAAUACGUUGAUAUAUUCCAUGAUAUAUACGUGCGUGGUUAAUGAAGAAAGGCUCUCAAAAUAUGAGUCCUGGAUGCCCAAAUCCUGUAAAAUAAGGAAGGCGUAUUUAAUAGGAGUGAAAGCAGGAGAAGAAAGGAAAACCCUCCACAUAAUGCAAAGCCUAUCUGCUCAACUAUACGUUGACAAUAGUGAAUAUGCUCAAGAAUUGCGGCAUGGUAUGCUUGUUAACAAUAAUGAGUUUUUGGACGAUGAUUUUGAGGACAGUGAUAGUAUUGAUUAUGAUGAUCUGGUUGACUAUGUUGAUGACGAGGAAGAAUAUGAUGAUGGUGAUUACAAUGAUAAUGUGAGCGAAUUCUAAUUGAAAAUACUGUAAAAGAUAAUGUAAGUGAUUUUUGAGGCCCAUUCUUAGUCAUGUAAAUUUUUUAUUUGAAGUAGAA